AUGAACUGCACAAAUAGACAGAGAGUGAGGAAAGAUACUGAAGAGAACAUCAAAGGUGACAUAGACGCGAGCAUGGCCGAUAUGGCUGAGAUCAUAUGCGGUGAUGCCGCACACUAUGUGGUUUCUUAUAUUUUCUCCUUUGGGUCUAUUUUUGCAUUUCAACAUCUGUUGUCAAGGUUCUCCAUUGGAAGCCAUUACCCAAAAAGAUGUCAAAAAAUACAAGAGAAAAACAGUGGAAGAAGACAAAGCAAAAGAGAAGAAGAAGGAAGCCAUUUUGACAUAAAUCCAGUUUCAGUGAUGGAAGAUCUUCUAGAGAUUUCGUCGGCUUCCUCCUGUUUAUCUUCUUCCUCUUCUUCGCCUAACCUGGUACCGUUGCCUAUUGACAUGGAGCUUUGGCUGAUGGCUGAGGAAAGGACCCAAGAAAUAUUGUGUGCUAUUCAGCCCGCCCAUAUUUCUGACAGGAGUAGGCGAGAGAUUAUUGACUAUGUUCAGAAGCUAAUUAAAGGUUACUAUGGAAUUGAGGUGUUUUCAUUUGGCUCGGUGCCAUUGAAGACAUAUCUUCCAGAUGGAGAUAUUGAUUUGACUGUCCUCAGCCAUCAAAAUGUGGAGGAGGAUUUGGCAAGAGAUGUCUGCUGUAUUCUAGAAGGUGAAGAGCAGUGCUCUGAUUCCGAAGUAACGGAUGUCCACUAUAUUCAUGCGCAGGUUAAGAUUGUGAAAUGCACUAUCAAGAAUAUAUCAGUAGACAUCUCUUUCAAUCAAAUGGCUGGACUAUGUGCUUUAUGCUUUCUGGAGCAGGUUGACCAAAUUAUUGGGAAAGACCAUCUUUUCAAACGAAGUGUUAUCUUGAUUAAAGCCUGGUGCUAUUAUGAGAGCCGAAUUCUCGGUGCACAUCAUGGUUUGUUUUCAACAUAUGCAUUGGAAACACUGGUCUUGUAUAUCAUCAAUCGGUUUCACUCAUCACUUUGUGGUCCUUUAGCAGUCCUGUAUAAAUUUUUGGACUACUAUAGCACAUUUGAUUGGGAUAAUUAUUGUGUCACCGUUAGCGGACCUGUUCCCAUAUCUUUCCUUCCAGAAGUUGUGGCAGAGACAACUGAAAAUGAUAGAGACGAGCUAUUGCUUAGCCCAGAGUUUCUAAGGCACUGGAAGGAAGUAUAUUCUGUUCCAACAAGGGCUGUCCAGAAUAGGAGCCACGAUUUUCCCAUCAAGAAUCUAAACAUAGUGGAUCCUCUAAAAGACAACAACAACCUACGUCGAUGUGUGAGCAGAGGCAACUUUUACAGGAUAAAAUAUGCUCUUUCCUACGGUGCUCAAACUCUUGAAGAGAUCCUUAUGCUACCGGAUGAAAACAUGGGUCUAAGAAUUGAAAAUUUCUUUGUAACCACUUUGGAGAGGAAUGGGAAGGGACAAAGGUCGGAUGUGUCGGUUCCUGUCACUGCAUUUGGCUCUGGAAGAUCAGAAGCAUCUGAUUUAAGCGGAGAUUACGAUGGUUACUAUAAUAGUCUUGUGUAUGGCCAGUGGUAUCACGGUUAUACCUUACCUGCUUCUGCCCAGGCUACUACCCCUCCGAGAUCACCCUCUCGUGUUCCAAGCAGGAGCCCAUGGGAUUUCCUACGUCGCUUGGUUGGUUUCAGACGGAAUAACUUUUACCGAAGAAACAGAGAUUUAUAUGUCCCAAGACUGCCCUUUUCUCAUCCUUAUAUUUCCCAACUGCCAUCGGCGCCUUUUGGUUUUAAUGACACAGGGAAGUCGAGGGGAACAGGCACUUAUAUCCCCAAUAUGAGGCAUUGUUCUUACACAGAGAUGAAUGGGCAUUCAACUGCAAGGAAACCAGGAUCCACAUCUCAGUGUUCAAUGAUUCAUUGCCAUGAAAGGGCUUCUAGGACUGAGAAUCGACCAACAGCUGAUGGUGGAAACAGCAGCUACCUUGAAAUUCUUGCAGAACAGCACCCAGAUCUUGCAGUUAUAGAGAACACAGCACAACAAAUCAAUCAGCCUGAUCAAUCCGGGACGGAGUCUCCUGAGGCUGGGAAUUGCUCCUGCAGCUUAGAAAGUAUUAUCUUUGGGUCAUAUGAGCAUUCAUCAUCACUCUCGGAGGAGCCUCAACUAUCAACAAAUCAGGCAGAU
This is a messenger RNA of Carica papaya (papaya), 2124 nucleotides long. The record is from RefSeq and is a predicted model, not a curated record. Lineage: Eukaryota; Viridiplantae; Streptophyta; Magnoliopsida; Brassicales; Caricaceae.